This is a messenger RNA of Solanum stenotomum, 1266 nucleotides long. RefSeq names its product receptor-like protein Cf-9 homolog. The annotation marks the transcript as partial. The record is from RefSeq and is a predicted model, not a curated record. Lineage: Eukaryota; Viridiplantae; Streptophyta; Magnoliopsida; Solanales; Solanaceae. The transcript has a single exon. Gene Ontology annotation, molecular function: protein binding.
AUGAGUUCUUCCAAUCUCUCGGGGCCCAUUCUUAAUCCUUUAUGGAAUCUCACCAGCAUAGAGGUUUUGGACCUUCAUAAUAAUCAUCUUGAAGGACCAAUUUCUCCGUUCUUGAGAUUUGGAAAGCUCAGGGAGUUCUCACUUAGAAAUAACAACUUUGAUCUCCAACUUGAGUACUUACCCUUUAACAGAAGCUGGACACAACUUGAAACGUUAGACUUUUCUUCCAAUUACCUAACUGGUCCAAUUCCAUCGGGCGUUAGUGGACUGCAAAACCUACAAUCACUCAGCUUGUCAUCAAACCACUUAAACGGGACUAUACCAUCCUGGAUAUUCUCCCUCCCUUCACUAUUUGAUUUAGACUUGAGUGAUAACCAUUUCAGUGGAAAGAUUCAGGAGUUCAAAUCCCAAACAUUGUUUUCCAUUUCUGUAAAACAAAAUCAGCUGGAAGGUCCUAUUCCAAAGUCAUUCCUAAACCAGCAGGGACUAUAUUAUCUUAUUCUUUCUCAAAAUAAUCUCAGUGGACAUAUUCAUUCAGUCAUCUGCGAUAUGAAUUUGGGUGUGCUAAAUUUGGGAAGUUGUAAUUUGGAUGGAACAAUACCACAAUGUUUGGGUGAGAUGAGUGAACUUUGGGUUUUGGAUUUAAGCAACAACAGUCUUAGUGGGACAAUUAAUACAACUUUUAGUAAUGGGAACCAACUCAGAGUCAUUAAAAUGGAUGGGAAUAAGCUAGAGGGGAAAGUCCCACGAUCUUUGAUCAAUUGCAAAUAUUUGCAACUUUUUGAUUUAGGUAAUAAUGAGUUGAAUGACACAUUUCCAAAAUGGUUGGGAGCCCUACCUGAUUUGCAGAUUUUAAACUUGAGAUCAAAUAAGCUGCAUGGCCCUAUAAAUGAUUCAAGGACUGAGAACUUGUUUGCUAAAAUUCUAGUAAUAGAUCUCUCAUCCAGUGGAUUCAGUGGAGAUUUACCUGUGAGCCAUUUUGAGAAUUUUCAAGCCAUGAAAAUGAUUGGUGAGAAUAGUGGAACCCCAGAGUAUGUAGCAGAAACAUAUUCUACUUUAUACACAAAUUCUUUGAUAGUGACAACAAAGGGAUUGGAUCUUGAACUUCCUCAAGUUUUGACUAUGGACAUAAUUAUCGAUCUCUCAAUGAAUAGAUUUGAAGGUUCUAUCCCAAGUAUUAUUGGAGAUCUAAUUGGACUUCGUACGUUGAACUUGUCUCAUAAUAACUUGAAAGGUCAUAUACCAGCAUCAAUGCAACAUUUAUCU